GACGCUUUUACAGUAAGUCCAACAUGGCAGACGGAGUGGAUCUUACGCGGUAACUAAACGCAAUAUUUCAACUAGAAGCGGACUAAAUCAACACUACUCUGCAACAAGACAGCAACCAUGAGGGAGAGGCAAAAGAGGAGGAAGGGGAGGACGUGGGCGGAAGCCGCUAAAACGGUAUUCCGAGUGUUUUUUAUGGCGUUUGUUGUGGUUGUUUUCCUUGAACGCUCCCACUUGUACAACACUGUUGAUGAGUUCAUGACCUGCUGCUGCUGCUGGAGACGGGAGUGUGAGGCCUGUUGUGUUUACGGUCACUCAUUCUAAAGGGCUGCUGUCAUUAGCCGUUUAGCUUCGUUUUAACUCUCAACACUGAGCUCUAACGCAGAGAAAUUAAACUGAGCUUUGUGCGCCAAAGCAUCCCCACCACUCCCGUCUAUGUGUUGUACCCGGACAGAAAUGUUGACAUGUCAGUCAAGAUUCAAACCCGAGCAAAGUGACCGUGAAGUCAUCACGCCUGUGCCCCGCGUUAGCCGCGUUAGCACGCUAGGUUUGGCUAUCGCUGCUGAGUUCGUACACAAGUUUGUCAGAUACCACUUAAAUGUAAAGCACGAGGAAAUGUUCUUUACACACAUGUAACACAAAUCCCCACAUGUCUUAAGCCGAUACUUGAGCACAGAAUUGAUUCACUACAUGGAAAGGUUUGGCGAGAUGACAGAGUGCAGAGAUGAACGUUGCUAGCCUAGCUAGCUCUGUAGCCUAGCAUGCUAAUAAGACUGAGUAACACCAAGAACGACAACGGGUAGUUUGCUUAUGUAUCAGAGCUUAUGAUAUAUGAAUCUACUGCUAUAAAUAAUAAGAGUUUUCAAAGACGAGUAAAAUCCUGUUUCACUAUCAUGCUGGACACACUUGUGCAAUGUGGACGUACACGGAGAAGCCAAAUUAUUAGGAAAACCUAAUGCAACCAAGUAUAACAGCUGUACCACAAAUUUUACUUUUACGAAGCUUCAACAUUUUUAUUUUCACUUACACACUCAGAUAGGGGUUAAUUUCUUAAAAAUUAAAAGGUAAAGUUGCUAAUUCACUGGAGUUCCUUUUAUUUUGGUCCCAUCAGGUUUGUCAAUGAAGUGGACAAAUUAUUAGGAACACCUUUCAACACUGAAUUAAACCACCACUACACACUAUGUCUUCAGUAACAAACUCAGAGUAUAUUAAUCACGGAUGUGGUUGUUUCUUUAAAGUAGAAAUUGUGAAAGUUGUGAAUGUGUUUGAAUUCCAGCUAGUGUUUCUUUGGAAUAGGAUAGGAAUUGCUAUUAUUCUGGUCCCAUCAGAUUUCUCAAUGAAGUGGACAAAUUAUUAGGAACACCUUUUAUUACUCACCUUUGCCUUAAUUUCUUUAAAGUAGAAAUUGUGAAAGAAGUUGUUUAUGUGUUUAGAUUCCAGCUAAUGUUUCAUUGCAUUGAUUUAUAACUUCAUUGUUUCUAUUAUUUAGUAUGGCAGCGCCUUUUAGGAUAAGUAGUGUACCACCUGUUAUUUCGUGUCAGCCUGGCUUUGUGUGAGCGUGUGGUCUAGAGUGCAGAUCAACAUAAUAGCAGUAGAUCAUAACCCAGUUAAGUCCAAAAAGCCACAGUGCUUGUUAAGGGUUUGUGGUCUUGAUUAUUCUGAGCAUCAUAUUGAGAACUGACACAGUCAAGGGAUUUGAGGCUUUGUGGAAUCGUGUUAUGAAGCUUGAGUACAUGAAGUCUCAGGCUGCGGCCUUGAGACCACAUCAUGUUUCAUAACAGUAAUAAUAAUAAUACUUUGUUAUCAUAGGUUUUGGAGAAAUACCCUAACACUCCCAUGAGCCAUAAAGAGAUCUUGCAGGUGAUCCAAAGAGAGAGGCUCAAGGAAAUCAGGUAAAUACUGUCCCUUUACUACAGUUUUUCAGAAAGGUUCCACUCACUGUUGUUGAUGCUUACACCCUUUGAUUUCCUUUUUCAUGUUACUGUUAUUUCACAAGAUUGUUAAUUAUUUCAUUUCUUUUUUGUUUCAUUGUCACCCUUCUCAUCCAGAAGGUAAGAAAAAAAGCAAGCCCCCUUCCCUCCUUUGAAUCCUAACCAGCUGACUGCAGUGCCCCUCUGUUUGGUUUUAACCUUUUGCAUGUUAUUAACAAUAACAUGUCCUGGGUCCAGAUGCAUAGAGAUCGUGUCACACUAAGACUUACUAAAGCCACCUGUAGCAUAAAGACAAUUUGGGGUAUUAAAGCAUGCACUCUGAAGGCAGUGCUUCACACAUGAUCAACACAGCCACAUGCCAUUAUCCAUUCCUCCACCUGUUUAACAAUUGUUUGAUGAAUAACUAAUGUUGCAUUCCUUUUCAGUCUAAUUGCAUCCUUUAAAGUUGAGAUUUUGUCUAACAAACUUUUGCGCUGUAUCUGAAUACACUCUGAUGUGUGUUUCCUGCUUCACUUGGUACCUUUGGAUACCUCUGUGGUAUGGCUGAUGGGGCGUAAUUGUGAAAUCAAUACAGCAGGGUUUUUUUAUGCAACAGACACUUUUUACAAGUUUAAUCUAGAGAUAAAGAUCGCUUAUAUUCCUAAAUUAGUCCUCAACCACUUUUACGCAACUGAUUCUGAAUGAACCUUUCAGAAGGUUUUGUGAAUCUGGCUUGAACUCACACACUUCCCUUUGCUGCAUGAUAGCAGUUCCUCCCUGAAUUUCAGACCAACUUUAACCCUCUUAAUGUCCUUCCCCACAGCUGUCUGAUUUAAAAGGGUAGUAAAUGUGUAAUUUGUCUUUUUCUCUUGUGAUCCAGUGGAACCUCCCCGCUGGCCUGUCUGAAUGCAAUGCUGCACACAAACUCGCGUGGCGAGGAGGGGAUCUUCUACAAAGUCCCUGGCAGAAUGGGAGUCUACACGUUAAAGGUUGGUCAGGUCAUGAUCUCAGCAAUCACUGAAUUAAUGCACUAUUAUGAUGUGAUUGUGUACCACAGAGGAUCUCCUCCAUGUCUUAUAUUUUAUCUAACACAUAAAACUGAAACACACUCCUUGUACUCUGUUUUAUACGUAGAAGGAUAUCUCAGAUGUGGCGAAGGAGCUGUCUGAGGAUGGCUCUGAGGACAGCAGCGACACUCUCUCAGACUCCCAAAGCACAGUAAACAGCAGCAGUGCCAUCUCCAAGGACGGCAGAAGAGGAAGGUGGAUGAGAAGAGGUACUUGACACACAACACAAGAUCUGUUUCAGUGAAAAUGUUGGACAUCUUUACAGCUAAAACAUGUCCUUUCCACUUCAAAAUGCCAAUUUAGGAAUCACCCGAUUAUGUUCAUAAUGGCUUGGUUAGAUUGCAGAUAUUAAAAUACACAAAAUAUCGCUGCUAUUAUACAUUUCAGGGUUUUUCAGCUUGUUGCGUUGCUGUGAUUGCUGGUUGAAUCUGUAGAAGUCUGCCCAAACAUCCUGAAAAUGAAGCAAUAACUCUUGACUGUAGCUGUUUCUGCUGGUUCUUUAUAUAGCUCUGACUGUGAGAGUUAACGCCCCUCCUCAAACGUUCUUAAAAGUCAUUGCAGAAACAGGAAACAAGCUGAAGUUUAAGUAGGAGAGGCAAACUGAGAGAAAGCGCUUUUAAAUGGUUUGAACUCAUCACGGCGUAACUCCUGGAGCCCACUGAGCAUCGAAAACAUGAUGAUAGCAAAAGGUGGGUUUCAUCUUCUAAGAAUCCUGUCGUAACUCGGCAUCAUCGGCUGAGGAGCUGCAGCCUUGAAACCAUUGUUGCAGUUUUUUUUCUGUCUGUUUUGUAAAGUCAUGGCUUUACAGUGAGUCAUGCACCUGAUUGUGACUGAUUAUCGGGCAACUUCAGAGAACAAAGUGGCGAUUACUUUGUUUUCCUCAAGGUUUGCUCUCACUGGUUCUCUUCAUUUCUCUGCGCAACUUCAAUAUAUUUGUAACUGUUGAAACAGGAAACUUUAUUUUCUCUCUAUGACCUGUGACCACUUCCUUAUUAUGCACAAGUUAUAGCGACUAAACACAGAGAGAGAGGACGAUAUAGACUCUUAGUUUCAAGUAGUCCAUGCAAAUGCAAACAAAUGCAGCGUCACAGAAAUCUGCCUCCGAGAGUAUUCAGUCAAAAAUGAACAAAAGAGAGGUUGCUGUCAGCAGUCUUCCUAUUGAGGCCUUCUUAGUACAGCCUGGUAAUGUAACCUUGUGGUCUUUAUGCGCAGUAUUGGUUUCAGUUUCCUCACAACAAAAGCAUGAUACGACAAAGUCAGUACACCGCCUUCAGGAAGUGUCUUUUCUAACAUCUGUGUCGUCUCUUUUGUGUUUUUCGUAGUUCCCUCCAAGCUGCAGUCACAGCCGUCCUCUCCGCAGCCUCGAUGCUCGUCGCCGUCUGUCCCCACCAGCAAACUCAUCUCUCCCUCGCAGAAACACAGCAAGAAAGCUUUGAAACAGGUACUGGCGGGUUAUGUAGUUGUUGUUUUUUGUAUUAAUAACAUCCAGGGGGUGGUGGACUGACUAGUUUUCGCUAUUUUCGCAAACACAGUGUCUUGGGUGUAACAGGAGUUCCUGCCACACCCUCAAAAUCACGAUCAGUCAUGUAAACCUGACCCUCCAGUGCACUAAAACACUAAGUAAGAAGAGGUGUUAAUGUUUUCUUUCCAUGUGGAUAAACUAAAUGUAGUGUUAUGAAAAGAUAGUGGUGUUCCUAAUCAUUGUCCCUAGUCUAGUCUGUUGCCUAUUCAGAUUUUUACCCACCUCUGAAUCCUCACUCUGCAGAUUUCACUGCAUUUUGCUGAACUUUCUUUCUGCUGACACAAUGUCGGUAAACGUGAAAACCAGGCGCCAAUUUCCCCUCCGUUCCCUGCCUGUUCAACAGCUUGUGCUGAUUAUUUUAAAACAAUGAGGCGUCAGGGAAAAAUGCCUAUAGCUGCUUCUACAGUAUUAAUGCUCUCAUAAUCCACCCGCUCCACAUUCUUCCUAUUGGCUGCUUUGUGCCUUUUGUGUUCCAUUUUAAUUAGAUUUCAUUUGAUUGCACAGAUUGUAAUUCCCUCCAUCUGUGCUGGUGUGGAGUUUUCAGCUUUGUAACACCAAUUUGUAUUCAUUUAUUGGGCGUAGGAAACACUAGAAGAUUGUCAUUUGGCAUUCAAAUAUUAGUGCUGGAGACCUGUUGUGUAGUUUUCCUGAUUUUUAAGAAAAGUCUGUUUGAAAAAUGUAUCAAAUGGACUUUAUUAAACAGCAUCUUUAACCUGUUGACAUUGUGCUUGUAAGGUAAUAAGACUUCAUAUCAGAUUUAGAUGAUUUAUGCAUGUGUUAUGCAACCUGAGCUUCAUCGCUGCACUGUUAUUUAGCUGUUAUUUAACCAGGCAAGUGGCCCUGGGGGAGUUUUUUGCAGAGAAACACUCUUUAACACUCUUUUUUGUUCAUGCUGCUGGCUAUUUGUUCCUACUCUUGUUUUUUUUCCUGUUUUUAGGCCUUGAAGCAGCAGCAACAGAGAAACCAGCGCAGACAGGGAGGAAUGCCAACCAGCUCCAGUCCCAGGCUGCUUCUGAAAACCAUCAAAGAUAUGGCUGAAAACAUUACUACAAAAGCAGGUAGGUGGCUCCUUUUUAACCAUGAAACACACAGUACUAUAAUGAAUGAAGGGCUGCACAUUUUCCACAUUGACUAAUAUGGCACUCUGCACAUCACGCUUUUGUUAUUACAGCUUUUUAUAUGCAGACAACAAAUAACACACUGCAAUCAUCCAAAUAUGACUCAAAUAACUGGCAGCACCAUUGCAGAAACACUCAGAUCUCUCGUCUGCAGUUCCUCACAGCUUUCCCCUCUGCUUCUUUUAUUCCUCACAAACAGACUUGUGUCAUCCAGUCGUCCCGAGAAAGGUCUCUCAGAGAUCAGGCCGCCUCAGUGCAGGUAAGCUGGGUGUCUGGUUUCAAUUAACCGGUUAAUUGGUGGAAAACUUGGAGGAGAGGGCUGGUGCUGUUCUGUAUUUGUCUUCCAGCUAAAACAAACUGCGAAUGAACUCCCCGUCAAGUGUGUGCAUAUCCUUCAUUUUCAAGUUCAAGUUCUAUGAAAGUUAUUGAAUUUAAGUCUGAAUUUUCAAGCACAGUCCUCUUCGCUGUAGACCUCCACUGAGGGGAAAAAACGAUUAUAAGCGGUGCUAUGGCCUAUCUUUUCCAUUAUAAGUCCAUGUCACUUGGUGGUUCAAGAAAAACUCAUUAGUGCGCCACAAACGUAGGAAUCCACAUUGUUUAAAGCUAUUAAACCAAGCUGUUCUGGGACGUUAUUAAGUUUUCUUUUAAAAUUGAAACUGCUGCAUAUGUUUUACAGAUUCAUAGAUUCACUGAGAACCAGUGUAUCGAGGUCUCUAUGCUUUGGAGUGGGGCUUGUGCAGCAUUGAUUUGGCCUUUUCAUGAAGUUUGUUGACCGUAUAAAGAUAUAGCAACAACACAAACCUUAUGUAUUAAAAUGAUGUGUUUAAAAUAUGCAAAUUGACUGUUACUUUGCCCCCUUUUGCUCGAGCUACGAUGGAGUCAGCUGCAAGAGAGCCAGUGUGAAAUGUGUGAAACAAAGUGGCAAAAAACAAAAUUAAUCAUAUUACCACACAUGCGAGUAAAUUGCUUAAGACGUCAGUUGCAAGAUCGAUGUGUUUCUGCACUGCUGGAUCCGUCCUCGCUUACAUCUGUUUCCUGUUUUUGUGUUGCAGGGCAGCUGAGACGCAACCGGUGCAAAAUAGAUGUAGAAACACCAGACUCCAUUUUGGUUAACACCAACCUGCGGGCCAUCAUCAACAAGCACACGUUCUCUGUCCUGCCUCACGACUGCCAACAGAGGCUGAUGAAACUUUUACCAGAGGUUGACCAGCAGGUGAGUCGGAGAUUACACACACAACGGUCUGUGUUUUGAGAUCAUGUCGGUGUGUAAACUUCAUGUCACAUCGUCAAGAUAAGAGUUUUACUGCAGCUAACUUCAGUACAGGAUGUCUCUAUGUUCACCGAUUCCAACCGCACAUAACCUUUGGAAAGCACGAGUCGGCGCAUGAGUGAUGGUUUCUGUGAUGAUGUAAGUGAAAACCUUGUACCUCUUCUCUUCAGGCCUGCAUGGAUGGCCUUCUGAAGGUCACGAGUUCUGCCUUAAACAAUGAGUUCUUCACAUCAGCAGCUCAGUCCUGGAAGGAAAGGCUGGCCGAGGGUCAGUUCAACUUCAAUUCAUACCGACUGCAUUCACAUUCUUAUUGAAAGUUAGAAUUAUGUCACCAAGGUUAGGAGUGGAUACAAAGAGUCAAGUAUAAUGUAACCUUUCUCUCAUACUGUUAUGUAACUUUUUUCCUUCACAGGGGAAUUUACUCCUGAGCUGCAGCUACGAAUGCGGCAAGAAAUUGAAAAGGAAAAGAAAGUGGAGCUGUGGAAGGAGACCUUCUUUGAGAACUAUUAUGGGGAAAAGUAGGUCCCUCUUGAGUUUUGCAUGAUUCACUAAUCUGAUCCAUCUUGAGGGAGUUGGAAAUUAUUUUUCCACCUAUAGGAUCUACAAACAACAGAGAGGCAUUAGUUGCUUUUACUUUUUUGACCUUUUCCUUUUGGAGAGUUCUAUGUUUUAAGAAAGGCAUCAGAAUCAAACAUCUGUGCUAUUAAGUUUUGAAUGAGAUUCAGCUAAGGAUCCAAACAUCAGCGUUAUCUUUCUCACCUAUUAAAUGCUCGGAUAACAACCUGGCAAGAUCACUUUUGUAUAUAAAUAAAAAACGGUUGACUGUGAUUAGAUAUAACUGUAUCUACAACUACGACUCCAAACUACUUGGAACUCUGUGUAAAAAGUUGAUUAAAAACUGUUUAUUUCACUGAAAAUAGCGCAAUGACAACAUAUAAGAUUCAGGAACUGAAAAAUGUAAUUGUUUUAUGAAAAAUGUAUGUCCAUUUUCAAUUUGGUGCCGUUAACUUAUUUAAGAAAAGUUGGCACAGAGGCAAUAGUCCAGUAGACCAGUUUCUGUCAUAUCCAAAGUGAAACGUUGGCCCAUCCUUUGGUGUAUUUUUCAUGAUGCUCCAAAGUCGAUGGGUGCUGAAUUAGGACUGUCGUUAAAGUUUAACACCAGGACACUUCUACUACAGAGCCAUGCUGUUGCAAUAAGUGCAGAGUGUAGUUUGGCUUUGUCCGGCUGAAAUAAGCAAGAUCUUUCUGAAUGGCAACCAUGCAAAGGGCACUUUUGCAUCUCCAUGUCAUCACAGAUACUAUUCCCCAUAGCAGUCAUGGCUUAUCUCUUCUUUACAGCCGCCGAUGACAGGUCCAUGAUUCCCUAAAAGACUUUCAAAUUUUAUUUGCCAGACCGCAGGACAGUUUUCUUUCAUUUUUCUAUCGUCUUUUCAACAAUAUAAACAACUAAAUUUUCUUCUCUUUUGGGGGGCAGUAACUUGUAGACCAAUAUUAUCAUAUUUAAGAAUUCCUUCAAAAGCUGAGUGUUUAUAAAUCUGCAGAUGUGAAUGAGCUGUAGAUCUGUUUCAUUUUCCACCUCUCUUUACCUCCAUCUUCUCUCUCUACGUAGUUCUGGGCUCAGCUUUGAAGAUUCCAAAGAGCUGACAAAGCCUGAUCUGAAUCAGGAGUCUGCUGGGCCCCAUCAGACAAGAACUGCGGCUCAGGUACUGGUGGAAUCCAAGGGCGCUAAGGACAACAGGCAGAGGGAUGCUGAUAACUCCGUAGCAGCUGAGGGCCGUAUGAGGCCAACACAGGAGCUUCUGAAGACACAGCCUGCUCAGAGAGUAGCAGUCUCCACCACAGAGCCCAUGAGGACACGGCGCGCUCACCAAGCCGAGGAGCGCAAGUUGAACACGGCAGCACAGUCUGGGCCUGUAGUGGCAACACAGGAGGUUCACAGGCAUACAGAUCAAGCAGCUGUCGAUACUCUGCCUGCAAAAGGGCAAAAAGAGGAGGUGAAGAAGGAGCCCCCACAGUCACUUGUGAUCGAGAGCAGUCCACAAAAGGCUAGCUCACAGUUAAGAGAGGAUCAGCCGGCGUCUGCAGUUAAGCCUGCUGAGGAAAGUGGAGAGGUCAUCUCUGAGCCCAGCGGUCCCUCAGAGCCACAGAAAAGGAAAUCAGUCAGUGAGAUGGGGGAGGAAGUGACACCAGAGAAAAGGUCCCGAAUGUCCUCAGUUUCCUCCGUGUCUUCAGUCUCUUCUGUUUCUCCUCCUGCUUCAUCCAUAUCCAGCCCGGCAACACCCACUUCUGCAACAAAUCAAAGGGUGCCUCCACUUAAGGUAGAGAAACAUCUCCUCUGAUCUGUCUAUCUGAUCUUUGAGUGUGUCAAAAACUCACUGCUUUGAUGCUAGAAAGGUGGCUCUCACAAGUUCCAGCUGGGAUUCCAAGUCCUUAGAUCUUGUAUCUGUGAUAGGAGGAUAAAGUGACAGAGGAGGGGAACAUCUCUGGUUUAAUUUACGUGUUUUUUGAUGAAUGCACAUUUGAUAUAAUCUCUUUUUUCACCCUGCAGAUCCCUGUGUCAAGAAUACUUCCCAUUCCUGUGUCACCAAGCCAAGUCUCACCAAGGACUCCCCUCAGCAGCCCGGGUCGCACCGGAGCUCGUACUUUGGCUGACAUCAAAGCUAAAGCCCAGCUUGCUCGUGCACAGCGAGCGGCGGCUGCAGCAGUAUCAGCGGCAUCGAAGGGGGCGGUGCCGGGUCCAGGACCAGGAGGUGGCAGGAGUGAGCAGCCAUCGCCCAGUCCCAGCCCAACAUCCCCACAUGCACCGACCAGGUUAUCAGCCUCUGACAGCAGCAGCAAUCAGACCACUACACCUCCACCCCGCCUGUUGGACUCUUUAGACCAGCUGAGUCCAAAUCGACCUCAAAUGUGUUUUUCAAGCAAAACUGACGAUAGACACAAAAGUCAUUCAGUCGGUUUAGGCGUUCAGAGGAGCUCAAACACAUCAACGCAACCCACUCCCUCAUCUGUGCACGCCACAAAAGGACAGGAAAUCCCUUCACCUGUUGGAUCAUUAACCAGGACAAGCUCCUGUAUCCCCGCAAACAACCCUCUGGUCACUCAGCUCCUUCAGGGCAAAGAGGUUCCACUGGAGCAGAUCCUCCCUAAGCCGCUAUCUAAGGUGGAAGUGAAGAUGUUGAAUGUGCCACCUGUGAGUAAGGGAAAGACAUCGCACUCUGCUGAGCACAGGACUGAUAAGCAAACCUCCCACCAGUUAAAUACUGCAGGUAGAACGGGAGUUUUCUCCGAAUACACAAGACAUCACAGGGAACUUCCUGAUAAAGAGACUCAAGAGCAGAUCCUGCAGGCCCUCAUGCAGAGGAAAAGCCAGCAGACCCAGGCCUAUGGUGUCAUGGGGCCUCAGCAACAUCAGUACAGACCCCAUCAGCUGGUGUAUGCAGAAGAGAGCCAGGACCAGUCCAGGCUCUCUAUAGGGUUUCUCAGUCGUAGGAGGACGCCCAGGCCUGCAAUGACAGGACACUAUCUGCUCAACGUGUCCACAUAUGGCAGAGGAUCUGAGAGCAGGAGACUGCAGCAGUCCGCCACCCUAAAUAUGUCUUUGUCCGGGUUAAAAAGGGAAAGCACAGAAGGAGAGGAUGCGGGUAAGGAUGAAGAACCCGCCAGGAAAGUUUUCUCUCCUGUUUCAGGGGUCAAAACAGAGCAGCAGGGAUUCUCAAUAAGCAAGUUUGAUGAAGCGGUGAGCGCUCAGCAUUGCUCCAAUAUCAAGACUGAGCCUGGAUCAGAGGACAGUGCAGCUGGUGCAGAAAACAAUAGUCCCAGUGCGACAGCCAAAGACACCAGCUCUUAUUUUCUGCCAAACAGAAGGCAUCCCGAACUCUGCAAUAGUAAUCAAGGAAACUCCGAGCCAUAUCUUUCCCAAGUGAACCCCAGUCACCAGCGGCUAUCUGCCUUUCAGCCCCAGAGAACACUCGAUAAUCAGGAGCCCGUGGCAACUUCCUGCUACGGCGGCACUAUCAGCAUGUCUGUACCUCACACUUUGAACCACAGUACCGCGGGCACCGGCUCCUCUGCGGCCUCAACAGAGGUCGACGGUGGCGGCGUCCAUGGGAGCGUUAUGUCUUUCUCCGUGACCGUCACCACCAUCCCCGCUGGUCACUCUUUGGACCACGGAAACCAGGGCGAGCCGUCGCCUGAGCAGUCGUUCAUGGAGGGCUCCAACAUGGACGACAUGCAGUCCAAAUGCUACUGCCGACUGAAGGCGAUGAUCAUGUGCAAAGGCUGCGGGGCCUUUUGCCACGAUGACUGCAUCGGCCCAUCCAAACUGUGCGUGUCAUGUUUGGUCGUGCGAUGAUAUAAAGUGAAUAAUCACAAGAUGGCGUGGAUUGAUUUGUAUUGAAGCGAGGCACAAAGCAGAAGCAGACUGCUCAGAAUCAAUACGAAAUCAAUGACGUGGCAACGCAAAUUCGCCAUGCUAGAGCAGGGAGGGUCCUGAUGGGAAAAGCAAGGGUUUACACUGGACGGUCUGCUGUCUCACCAACAUCUAUGAAAAGUUGUUUUGUGCAAUCUCUUUGGUAGAAAUGUCAGCUUUCAAUCAAAUCAGUAGUCUGUCAGAUGUUUGACGAAUAUCGGCUCUGGCAAUGUUUGCACUCGGGUAGGAUUAGUGAGAUCUAUUUUUUUAAAUAUAAAUGUGUAGUUUUUAAAAAAAAAGGAGGGAAAAAUGAAUGUUGCUAUUUUUGUAGAACAUGACUGUUUUGUGUUUUAGACUGACACUUUUCUUAUUGGACCUAAUCAGUUAUGGUUAGAGGCAAAAAAGGGCGUAAGUGAUAAUCAUUGGUUGUAGAGUACCUCCUAUUUGGCAUUUAUGCACGUAUGGCAGGGAAGUGCAACUUACAGUGACUAUUUUAUAUAAACUGUACAUUUAUUACUGAACACACUCAGAUUUUAGAAAGGUAAUAUAAAAGGAACUUUGAAUGAUAAGUACACCUGUUUAGAUUGCACAUCACGUCGUUUUUUUGACUUAGAUUUACAGGGCGAAGCACUCACAAACAACACGGAUACAUGGUAGUUACUGUGUACAGCACUUACACUCAGAGAUAUGGAAAAAGAAGAAUGAGUAAUAUAUAAAUGCCUGAGAUCUUUUCCACUCCAGGAUCAGAUCUGUAGUCACCUCCUACUGUGUGAAGCUGCAUUUUCUCCCUAAGAAGCCAGUCUGUACAUAUAUAUCCUCCGAUGAGGUGUGUUUUCACACACGUCUACUGUAUUUCUGUACAGACUGAGUACAGCAGUGGCAAACACACACAAACAAACAAAAAGAAACACUCAAGGCAAUGGGAGAAAAUGGAGAUCGAUUUUGUUUUCUAUCUGUAAAUAGUUGCUCAUUAACGGUAUAUUCCUAGAUGUAGAAAUUUAUUUUAUUUGUGCAGCACACCUUGCUUGAGCAUAUCCAGCUGUUUAUUGCAAUUCUUUUGACUGUGGAAGAAAAAAAAACAGAGCAGUAAGUUCUGCUAAAAUGCUAAAUGCUUUAUCAUGGAGUGAUUGAGCAUGUCAUGCUUCAGUUUAACUAAUGAUUUGGAGGUACAAAAUGACACCUGAUUAAUUGCAGAUGCAGCACUUCGCUUCAAAAUGGCGUUUUCAGGAGAUGUACAACAGUGAUGCACGAAAUAAUCCUGCAUCAAUGCUUACUUUGCCACGAGUGAAUGUGUAGAAAAAAGAAGUAAAGAUUUACCUCUGCAAAGUUUUCAGAUGUUAAUGCGAAAUGCAAAUUGAGACGCGUUAUUUGAAUUCUCCUGAAGGUGCAGAGUGGGCUUGUUUUACAGCAAUUCCUUCAAAGGUAACAUGCCAAAGUCACCUUUAUGAAAACAAAAUAAUCAGAACUUUUUAUUAUCUGACUAGUUAAUCAAAGUAAUAUAUUUUAAUUAAUAUAUUUUAAUAUAAAAAAUCUAUUUGCUAAUUGUUUUUGAAAAUCAACAGGGUAUUUACUAUGAUAAUAUAUUGGCUGUCGGUUUUUCUUCUACACUUGUUAAAACUGGACAGGCUAACCUGCAGAAAAUAACUUGACUUUUUAUAAAUCAAAUUGCCCAGGUAUCAAUAUUCUGAAAGGCCUGAGGAUUUUUAGCGGAUCCACUGGUCUUUAUUUUUCAUAGAGAUGUUGUCUAAUACGUGUGUUUCUUUUUAGCUGUCUACAUUUGUGUCAUUACCUUAUGGAAACUAAACAAUUUUUUUUAAAGCAUCAUUUUUAGGUCAAUGGAUUAAAGUCCAUUUUUAAAUGUCUGUGAUAUUGAUGGGAGGUUGUCUUGUGGAAAAGGGUUUUACAACUGUAGGGUUAGAAUCACAAAUUUAGCUUAGUCAUCUCACUAAAUUUGGUGUACCAGUAUCAGAAUUAUUUGAAACACGUUUAGUUUAUCCCCCAUGAAUAUAAACUGUAGGUCUUAUUUGGUUGAAUGUGAUGUUUUAAUAUUUACUCAUGUAGAGUCGGGGACUGAAUUGCAUUGCAAAACUAUUAACAAAAAAAAACAUCAUCAUCCACCUGAAAGGCAGCUGAAAUCUAGGUUAAUAAUGACUGAAACGCUGCAGUCCUCACUGUCACUCACGUUAGCUGUUAGGUGUGCGUUCAGAGGAGAGGUUCCUUCAGAGGGGUCAAGUGUCAUGGACAAUCAAAAUGAUCUUGAAAUGUCACAGUUAUCACUAGCUGAAUUUGUUUAACAUGUCUGUAUCAUUUCAUCUCCAUUUAAACUCCAGGUGAAUGUAAUAUAGUAAUCAGCACUUGUAAACAAAGUGUAUUUUAUCAAAAGUAAUAGACUAUUAUGAAUAAAUAAUGAAAAGGAAAA
Xyrichtys novacula (pearly razorfish) is the source of this 13711-nucleotide messenger RNA. The record is from the annotation of a GenBank genome assembly. NCBI's taxonomy places the organism in Eukaryota, Metazoa, Chordata, Actinopteri, Labriformes, Labridae.